CCUUCUUUCAAACUUACCUAUUAAGACUCAAACAUAAACACAACGAGUAAGUUGAAUCAAAACCCAAAUGUUAAAGUAUGCAACCAUGUUUAAACGGAGGAUUGUGAGGUGCGCAUAUGCCCUUCCUCACUCCUAACCGAACCCCUGAACCUCGAUUUCUGCGCAAACCCGUUUUAGUAAAAGGCAUGACACCUAUUGAGGCUUGGUAUGGUCAAAAACCAUCUGCUGAUCAUUUGAAGAUUUUUGGCUCAAUUUGUUAUAAUCAUGUUCCAACAGCUAAAAAAGGAAAAUUAGAUGAGAAAGCAAAAAUUGGGAUCUUUAUAGGCUAUGCAACACAAGCAAAAGGCUAUAAGGUGUGUAAUCCUAUAUCCAAGAAAGUGAAUGUGCAUUGAGAUGUUUUUUAUGAGAGUGCACACUGGAAUUGGGAUGUAGGGAAGAUAGAAAAAGGUUCAAAUGAGCAAUGUGAAGCUGGUUCAAAAUUAAAAUCAAGUGAUAUUGCUUCCAGUUCUGAAAUUGCAGAAGUUGAUGAUGAUUCACCGGUUUUGAAAACCAAGUCACUAGCUGAGAUUUAUGCAAGAUGUAAUUUAGCUUCUGCAGAACCUAAUUGUUUUGAAGAAGUAGCUAAACAACAGGUUUGGAUUGAUGCCAUGAAGGAUGAGCUAUCUAUGAUAAAAAAAAAAAAAAAUCCAACUUGGUGUCUUGUUCCAAAACCAGAUGAUAAGAAACCUAUUGGAGUGAAGCGGGUGUUUCAAACAAAGCUAAAUCCACAUGGUUCUAUACACAAACAUAAGGCUAGACUUAUUGUGAAGGAGUAUGCUCAACAGUCGGGGGUCGAUUAUGGAGAGACUUAUGCUUCGAUGGCAAGACAUGAUACAGUAAGGCUUCUAAUUGCAUUAGCUGCUAAUUUGGGUUGGAAGGUUUUUCAUAUGGAUGUAAAAUUAGCUUUCCAUAAUGGUGUUCUGCAAGAGGAAAUUUAUGUUGAACAACCACCUGAAAUUGAUGAUUACUUGAUGAGUCAAGGCUUCAGGAGGAGCACAGAAGAAGCAACUUUGUAUGUGAAAGGCAGCAACAGUGAAUCUCAGUUUAUUUUGUCACUUUAUGUGGAUGACUUAUUGUUACCCGAAAAUGAUUUGAAGUUGUUGGAACAAUUCAAGAAGAUUAUGAUGUAGAAGUUUGCAAUGACAAAUUUGGGAGAGAAAAUAUUUUCUAGGACUUGAAGUUUAGCAAUUAAGCAAGGGAAUUUUCAUUUGCCAGAGAAAGUAUGCACUGGAUAUCUUGAAGAAGUUUGAAAUGGAGAAUUAUAAACCAAAUGCCACUCCAUUGGUUCAAAAUGAAAAGCUUUCCAAUGAUUAUCAAGAAACCAAGGUUGAUUAC
Messenger RNA from Rubroshorea leprosula, 1374 nucleotides. Lineage: Eukaryota; Viridiplantae; Streptophyta; Magnoliopsida; Malvales; Dipterocarpaceae. The record is from the annotation of a GenBank genome assembly.